This is a messenger RNA of Aspergillus nidulans FGSC A4, 745 nucleotides long. Its product is annotated as putative metalloprotease atp23. Gene Ontology annotation, molecular function: metalloendopeptidase activity. The record is from RefSeq and is a predicted model, not a curated record. Gene Ontology annotation, cellular component: mitochondrial inner membrane. The transcript is spliced from 3 exons. The coding region runs from base 26 to 745 and encodes 239 amino acids. NCBI's taxonomy places the organism in Eukaryota, Fungi, Ascomycota, Eurotiomycetes, Eurotiales, Aspergillaceae.
CUGCAUCUCCGAUUGUCAAAUAGACAUGCCAAACUCCCAGACGUCAAAUAGCCAGCCCCAGGUAUCUGAAAAGGAUGUCGAUACCGGCUUCCGAAAAGGAGAUGAUACCUUUACGCAUUGGCGCAACGUCUUCAACAUCCUCACUGGCAGGAUGACGGACGAAGGAAUAGAACAGUUUCGCGUUGCGCGAGAUCUUAGAAAUGAAGCAGCAGACUGCAAGCGCUGUGAGGAUCAAAGGGAUUAUUUAUUACAAUGGAGCCCGAUCAUCCGGUAUAUGAGCGACAGUAUCCGACAGCUGGGGGGCGACUUGUCAAGCCAUAACAUAUAUUGCCGCCGAUGUACAAAUCGGAAAGCAGGCGGUUUUGAUCCUGAAUACGGGAUCCUCAUCUGCGCAAACGAGAUGAAAGAUCAAGGACACUUGGAGGAUACAAUGGCUCAUGAAAUGGUCCACGCCUAUGACCACCUAAGGUUCAAAGUUGAUUGGACAAACAACCUUAGGCAUGCAGCUUGCACAGAGAUUCGAGCCAGUUCACUCAGUGGAGAAUGUCGAUGGGCUCGAGAGUUCUUCCGACGCGGUCAGUGGAAGCUUACACAGCAACACCAAGAGUGUGUUCGACGAAGGGCUGUUCUGUCAGUAAUGGCAAGGCCGGGAUGUCAGGAUAAAGGCCAUGCCGAGAAGGUUGUGAAUGAAGUCUGGGAUAGCUGCUUUAGGGACACUCGACCGUUCGACGAAAUCUUCCGGUAG